UCGACCGACCGAAUUUUCGUUUCGGUGCUCCAACAAACCUCGCGCAGUGCCCCACAGGACAACCGUCGGCCCAGUAGCCGUCGGCCGCCGACCAACAGGACCACCAGGGCAGGAAGUCCACGUCCCCGGAGCCACAGGACGAUGGUGUCACUGUAGGUCGCCGAGUUGUCUUGAAUGCCGAGCAGGGUACACCGUCUGCCGACGGUGCCCAGGUGUUGCAGUUCAGUGUCCCGUUCAGCGACCAUGCCGAUUGCCAGCACGGCGGGGUCGCCGUCGACCUCGACCUAGAGGGCCGCACUAGAGCACCUAGGAGUCCAAGUCACUCACCACGCCACGAAUGUAACGUUUGUCGUCCAUCUGUCAACUAAUUGAAAGAAAGUCAACUAAUUGCUUGAAAGCCACCAGAAAUAGCGUCAGUGAGAAAUAGCGAGAGAGAGCGAGCGAGAGAGAAACGAAGCGAGAUAGCGUGAGGCACCAGGCGAAACACGCCAAAGCGAGGCAUGUGGCAGUUCCUGGUGUUCUUCGUUCUCCACUCAGCACCGACCGGCGAUGCACUGCGAAGCGUUCACCAAAAGUCCAUGGCGGCCGGUCGUCUGGAGAAUGUGACACAGACCAUCUCCCGCAUCCUGGAGGGCUACGACAUACGGCUCCGGCCCAACUUCGGUGGUGAACCGCUGCACGUCGGGAUGGAUCUGACCAUAGCGAGCUUCGACGCCAUAUCGGAAGUGAAUAUGGACUACACUAUCACAAUGUACCUAAACCAGUACUGGAAGGACGAACGGCUAGCGUUCAACGCGUUCGCCCUGUGGGGAGACAAUCAGAACAGCGAGCACGCGGAGCGGGACAUCAUGAUCGAGGACGACGGGGCCAACGACGUGAUCACGCUGUCCGGGGACUUUGCCGAGAAGAUCUGGGUGCCGGACACGUUCUUCGCCAACGACAAGAACAGCUUCCUGCACGACGUCACCGAGCGGAACAAGCUGGUCCGGUUGGCGGGCGACGGUGCCGUCACGUACGGGAUGCGCUUCACCACGACGCUGGCCUGCAUGAUGGACCUGCACUACUACCCGCUCGAUUCGCAGAACUGCACCGUCGAGAUCGAAAGCUAUGGAUACACCGUGUCGGAUGUGGUGAUGUACUGGAAGACCACACCGAUCCGGGGCGUGGAGGAAGCCGAGCUGCCACAGUUCACCAUCAUCGGCUACGAAACGAACGAUCGGAAGGAGAAGCUGGCCACGGGCAUCUACCAGCGGCUGUCGCUGUCAUUCAAGCUACAGCGCAACAUCGGCUACUUCGUGUUCCAGACCUACCUGCCCAGCAUACUGAUCGUGAUGCUGUCCUGGGUGUCGUUCUGGAUCAACCACGAGGCGACGUCGGCCCGGGUCGCCCUCGGCAUCACGACCGUGCUCACGAUGACCACCAUCAGCACCGGUGUGCGUAGCUCGCUGCCGCGCAUCUCGUACGUGAAGGCGAUCGACAUCUACCUGGUGAUGUGCUUCGUGUUCGUGUUCGCCGCGCUGCUCGAGUACGCCGCCGUCAACUACACCUACUGGGGUGCGCGGGCGAAGAAGAAGAGCAAAACGAACAAGGACGCCGAGCGGAAAGUGUUUGGAAAAGCGGAAAAGACGACCUGCUCGUCGGCCGAUGACAUCAUCGAGCUGCAGGACAUCCGGAUGAGCCCGAUCGCGUCGCUCCGCAACCGCCACUACCCCAACAGUGCCACCGUCACGACCAGCGACGCCACGGUCGACUCGACCAAGUUUCCGCCGAGCUUCCGGAUUGCGCGGUCGUACGGCUCGAGCACCCGGAGCGGCCUCCGGUAUCGCAGUGCACGCGGCCAGGGCCGCCCGAAAAUGCUGCACGCGAUCAAGCGCGGUGCGUCCGUCAUCAAGGCGUCGAUACCGAAGAUCAAGGACGUGAACGUGAUCGACAAGUACUCGCGCGUCAUCUUCCCCGUCAGCUUUGCCGCGUUCAACGCAGGCUACUGGAUAUUCUACGUCUUCGAGUGACCCGCGCCCGGCCACUGAACGGAAGCCGGAAAGCGCUUGCCGAAGACGACCACCGCCCUCAGCCCCCCAGUCACACCCUUCACUCACCUUCCCUUCCGCAUCAUCCAGCGCGUCGCGCGAGAGAGAGAGGCUCUGGCGCUCUAGCCCGUAGCCGGUGAAGCGAGUGGAUGAUUACCA
Anopheles bellator is the source of this 2186-nucleotide messenger RNA. RefSeq names its product gamma-aminobutyric acid receptor subunit beta-like (gene Lcch3). Gene Ontology annotation, molecular function: GABA-A receptor activity; extracellular ligand-gated monoatomic ion channel activity; neurotransmitter receptor activity. The transcript has 9 exons. The coding region runs from base 501 to 2009 and encodes 502 amino acids. Gene Ontology annotation, biological process: regulation of membrane potential; chemical synaptic transmission; nervous system process. NCBI's taxonomy places the organism in Eukaryota, Metazoa, Arthropoda, Insecta, Diptera, Culicidae. Gene Ontology annotation, cellular component: synapse; membrane; neuron projection. The record is from RefSeq and is a predicted model, not a curated record.